This is a messenger RNA of Naegleria fowleri, 660 nucleotides long. RefSeq lists its product as uncharacterized. Bases 1 to 660 code for a protein of 219 amino acids. Gene Ontology annotation, molecular function: ribonucleoside triphosphate phosphatase activity. The transcript has a single exon. The record is from RefSeq and is a predicted model, not a curated record. Gene Ontology annotation, biological process: thiamine metabolic process. NCBI's taxonomy places the organism in Eukaryota, Heterolobosea, Eutetramitea, Acrasida, Naegleriidae.
AUGUCCAAUCUUCUCGAAUUGUUGUCUCGUCGUCCUGUUGUUGUUGUUGUUGUGGCGAGUUCAAAUCCAGUGAAAGUGAAUUGUGUAAAAGAGGCUUUUUCAAAAGUAUUUCCUUUGAAUAACAAGGAGCAGGAAUGUUCUGGAAUGGAAUACAUUUCUCUGAGUGUUCCAUCUCAAGUCUCGGACCAACCUCAAACGUUAUCGGAAACAUUGAAAGGAGCCACCAAUAGAGCUCACAAUGCCAGACAAGAAUAUAUGAAGAGAGAAAAUCUUUCAUUGGAAGAUCUUCAACAGCAAUUAAUUUAUUUUGUUGGAAUUGAAGGAGGAAUAGAAGAUGAAGGAAAUGAUCAAGUGGUUUCUUGCGCUUGUUGUGUCGUGAUUGAAUCAAUCAGUGGUUACGUUUCUCACGCUAAAACAUCAUCGUUUUAUUUGCCACCUGAAAUUGUGAGACUAUUGAGACAAGGAAUGGAAUUAGGUCAUGCCAAUGAUCUUGUAUUUAAUAAGACUAAUUCAAAACAUGAAACUGGAGCUGUUGGAUUAUUGACUAGAGAAAUUGUUACUCGUUCUUCGUAUUAUGAACAAGCAUUAAUAUUGGCCUUAAUUCCUUUCAUGAAUAGAGAAAUGUAUGAAUUGGAUAACAAGAAGGCUAACAUUGUAUGA